This is a messenger RNA of Ornithorhynchus anatinus (platypus), 2298 nucleotides long. RefSeq names its product serine peptidase inhibitor, Kunitz type 1 (gene SPINT1). The record is from RefSeq and is a predicted model, not a curated record. Lineage: Eukaryota; Metazoa; Chordata; Mammalia; Monotremata; Ornithorhynchidae. The transcript is spliced from 10 exons. Gene Ontology annotation, molecular function: protein binding; serine-type endopeptidase inhibitor activity. The coding region runs from base 129 to 1658 and encodes 509 amino acids.
GAGGCCCGGCUGGGGUCACCUGGCCAGGUGACCGGGGGCGGGGCGUCGAUCGGUGGCCCUUUGUUGGUGGCCCCGGGCUACUAACUCCUCCUUCUCCUUGGGCCAGCGAAGGUGAGCGAGGGAGAGAGAUGUGCCGGCCCCUGCUGGCCCUGGGGCUCCUGCUGGCCCUCGGCCGGCCGGGCCGGGCCCAAGGUGGGCAGGAGGCCCCGGCCGGUCCCGCCUGCCCGGCCCGGUUCACGGCCGGGGUGGCGGCCUUCGUGCUGGACCGGGACGCCUCCAUCCGCCACGGGGCCACUUUCCUGGGGUCCCCUCCAGCGCGCAGGAGCCGGGAUUGCCUGCGGGCCUGCUGCGCCCUGCCCGGCUGCAACCUGGCCCUGGUGGAGCUGCCCCCCGAGGCCGGGGGUCCGGGGGGGCUCGACGAGCCCGUGACGGCCUGCUACCUGCUCGACUGCCUCUACGAGCAGGCCUUUGUCUGCAAGUUCACCCGCAAGCCGGGCUUCCUCAACUACCUGACCCGAGACGUCUAUCAGGCCUACCGCGACCUCCAGAAACACGGCUUCGGCAGGGGAUCCCGGAUCCCCAGAACCUGGGCAGGCACCGACCUGAAAGUCCAGGCCCAGGAGCCCCUAGUCCUCCGGGGCACGGGCGACACCGACUGGCACCUCCUGCAGGGCGAUGCCUCCGUGAGGGUGGAGAAAAAGGAGGCCGACCAGCUGGAGGUUUGGGGGCUGAAGGAGGGCAGCUACGUGUUCCAGCUGACGGCCACCAACCCAGACGGGCAGAGAGACACGGACAACGUCACCAUCACCGUGCUGUCCAGCGAGCAGACCGCAGAUUACUGUCUGGUCCCCAAAAAGGUGGGACGCUGUCGGGGCUCCUUCCCUCGCUGGUUUUACAACUCCACGGAGCAGCAGUGCCAGAAGUUCGUCUACGGCGGCUGCUUGGGUAACAAGAACAACUACCUGCGGGAGGAAGAGUGCAAGAUGGCCUGCAAGGAUGUACGAGGGCCCCUGGUGGAAAGUCGUCAAAAUCCAGACCCCACCCGCCACACGUGCUCCGAGGUCUGCCAGGCCUCCCAGUUCCGCUGCCGUAACGGCUGCUGCAUCGACGCCUUCCUGGAGUGCGACGAGACAUCCGACUGCGCCGACAACUCCGAUGAGGCGGGCUGUGACCAGUACAUCAGCGGCUUCGAUGAGCUGAAGCAGGUCGACUUUCCCAGCGAGAAGGAACACUGCGUGGACGUGCCCGACACGGGCGUGUGCGAGGACAGUCAGCUGCGGUGGUACUACAACCCCUUCACUGAGCGCUGUUUCCGCUUCACCUACGGCGGCUGCCCUGGCAACAAGAACAACUUCGAGGGGGAGCAGGAGUGUCUGCAGGCCUGCGAGGGCGUGUCCAAGAAAGACGUGUUUGGCCUGAGGCGGGAGACCCUGACUGCAGGCUCAGUCUCGGUGGAGGUGGCGGUGGCCGUGUUCCUGGCCACCUGCAUCGUGGUCGUGCUGGCCCUUCUCGGCUACUGCUUCUUCAAGAAACGGCGCAAAGGGAGUAGCCGGCGGCGGCGCCACCCCCCUCCCCCGCCCACGGGGGCCAGCUCCACCGUCUCCACGGCCGAGGACACCGAGCACUUGGUGUACAACCACACCACCAAGCCCCUCUGAGCCGGGGGCUCUGGUCAGCUCUUCCCCGGCCCCCUCCCGCUCCACCAAGCCCCCUUCCUCCCCCGCCCCAGCCCCCUCCCCCCCGCCGCCAGCUGGCGGGCGACACGUGGAUGCCAGCCCCGGGGGCUGGCCGCGUUCUAGAUGCCCCCACGUCCCGGGGCGUGGUGGGGGGGGCGCGGCGGGAGGUGAGCGCGGAUUUGAGGGGAAAAGUUCUCCCCAUCCGCCCCACUCCCUCCCGUUCUUCCCGCCCCGGGGGCCGGGGCCGGGAAACACAGCAUAGCCGCCGGGCCGCUCUCUCCCUAGGCCCCAAGCUCCCCUCGCCCAGCUGGAGGUGCCCUCGGACCAGGCAUUGCCAGCCAACGAGAGACUCCUGUGUACAUUUUUGCUGUAAAGGUUGUUGCUUUUCUUAUUUAAGGACGUUCUUCCCUCCAAACUACCCUCCCGCUCCCCAGACCUGUCCUUUCCUCCUCAAUGGUAUUUAUUGAGCGCUCGAAGGGCAGAGAGCGCCGUGUUAAGCGCCUGGGAGGGUACAAUACGAUUCACUGCCUUAGUGGGUAGGCUGGGCAGGUAAGGUGGAGCCGUGCAGGGCACAGGCCUGGGUCCCCCACUCUCCCCUGUAAUAAAUCAUCUUGCCCCUCGG